This is a messenger RNA of Haliotis rubra (blacklip abalone), 1490 nucleotides long. Its product is annotated as muscarinic acetylcholine receptor M1-like. The transcript has a single exon. Gene Ontology annotation, molecular function: neuropeptide receptor activity. The record is from RefSeq and is a predicted model, not a curated record. The coding region runs from base 120 to 1475 and encodes 451 amino acids. Gene Ontology annotation, cellular component: membrane. NCBI's taxonomy places the organism in Eukaryota, Metazoa, Mollusca, Gastropoda, Lepetellida, Haliotidae. Gene Ontology annotation, biological process: neuropeptide signaling pathway.
UGACGACGAUAGAAAAUGUCGUGUUAGAUGGAACUGAUACAUUCAGCCCUUUACUAAUUAGUCCGGAUGUGUCGAAUCGGCUGUUGAAAUCGAACACAGUGACGUCAUUACCGCAAAAUAUGACGCAGUCUGUCGAAAUAUUCGACAACUUCACGGACAUUGACUAUGGCCGUUACCUACAGAGUCUAAACGACAGAUUUGCAAGACUCAUGUUACCAGCAGUAUGCUACCUCUCAGUGUUAAUGUUUUUUGGAAUCAUAGGAAACAUUUUGGUUCUGUACAUCUACAUCAGGAAGUUGAAACACAACACAACGAGAAGCUUCGUCCUGGCUCUGGCCUCCUUUGACCUCCUCGCCUGCACCGUCGCCAUUCCAGGGGAGAUAAUCGACCUCAUGCACAACUACACGUUUGGGUCCUACGUCGCCUGUAAUCUUCUCAGAACAGUCAAUUCCUUCUCCUCAUUUGCGUCCGGGUUCACUUUGUUCGUGGUGGCAGUCGACAGAUAUAAAAUGAUUUGCAAUCCACUCGGGAAUCAAAUCUCUACCAGAUCGGCAAAUUUGGUCCUCCUCUGCUGUUGCCUUGUGUCAAUGGGGUUAUCUGCCCCUGCUGCUGUUCUGUACGGCAGCAGAGCUGUACCGACUGGUUAUUCGUGGGUUAAUGGAUCCGAUUGUUCAACAAAGGACAGGUUCUUAGGGACCCUGUUUCCUCUUAUAUACAAUGGCGUACAGUUCUUAUUCUUCGUCGUCGGCGCGUUCGGACUCAUGUCUCUGUAUUCACACAUCGGCAGGCGAAUAUGGCGGCACCGAAGGUUCAAGGUCACAGGGCAGACUCCAUCUUCGUUUUUUAUCCGCUGCAGCGACUCAGGAUCCGAGACCAGUCCGGCGACAGACGACUGUCACGCCACAGGCUUUAUCUCCCCUUCCGGUCACGUCCCCAACGACGUACCGCGUGACCGGAAACAAUAUGGCGCCAGAAAACCACCAAGGAAGCUUAUCGUGAAGACGCGUAAAUGUUCAAGCGUGUCCAGCAUGAGCAGUCCGUCUUCACCGGAAGGACUGUCACCCGAAUCACCAACAUUUCUAGUCAAACCGGAAAUGAACCGUAAAGUGUCACGUGAGCAGAGCUCGACCACACGUAAGGUGUCGAUGCGCAGAGGAACGCUUGAUCGACGUCAGUCCGUUUUGCCCAACUUGUCGAAGCGGGAAACAAACGCGCUUCGUACGACCCUCAUGCUGUUCCUCAUCACGCUCAUAUUCAUCCUCAGCUUCCUCCCCCAUUUGGUUCUGAUGACAAUAAAGGCCUUGGAUGCGAAAUCUUUGAGCGGAAGUGGCGACCUUGCCGAGCUUGCCUUCAACAUUGGACUGCGGUCGUACUUCAUUAACAGUGUGGCUAAUCCUAUUGUUUAUAGUCUGUGUUGUCAGAAGUUCCGAUCUGAACUCGUCAAGAUAUCCAAGUGCGCCUGUGACAGAAAAUAAACAUGUUGAACAUGA